This is a messenger RNA of Neurospora tetrasperma FGSC 2508, 291 nucleotides long. RefSeq lists its product as uncharacterized. The transcript has 2 exons. Lineage: Eukaryota; Fungi; Ascomycota; Sordariomycetes; Sordariales; Sordariaceae. Bases 1 to 291 code for a protein of 96 amino acids. The record is from RefSeq and is a predicted model, not a curated record.
AUGUUGACCAUUCGGGAGGACAAAUGGGCAGGAUAUCCGCCUCAGAAGCGCAAACUGAGGGCCUCGCGCGUAGAUCCGUCACCUAAGGCUGCUGACAAGUCCAUGAUGCCGGCUGUCCCAGCAUCGGCGUUUGAUCUGGUCUGGUCCAUCCAUGCUGGGCGAGUGUUUGGUGCUGCGGCGGAAGCAGCCAACCGCUGCCGAAGCCCGAACGACGAUGUCAACUGUGACAUGGUCAACUGGACACUUGACCAGCCGGCAUUUUUCGAUUCGCGGUCAACCAUUGCACUCUGA